Closterium sp. Yama58-4 is the source of this 768-nucleotide messenger RNA. The record is from the annotation of a GenBank genome assembly. NCBI's taxonomy places the organism in Eukaryota, Viridiplantae, Streptophyta, Zygnematophyceae, Desmidiales, Closteriaceae.
AUGGAGGGGCUGCAGGAGCAGGGCGUGACUACAGUGAAGCUGGAUGUGACUAACGAGGAUGAUAUCAAGUCUGCAGUGGAUGUGAUUGUAAAGAGCGCCGGGCAGAUCGACAUUCUUGUGAACAACGCGGGUGUGCUUAUAAUGGGGCCUGUGGCGGACCUCCAUCUCUCCUCCUGGCGCCAAGGCUUUGAAACCAACCUGCUGGGGGCAGUGGGCAUGGCGAAGGCAGUGUUCCCCCACAUGGCUGAGAAGCGGAGCGGUUGCAUCGUGAAUAUAUCGAGCAUCUUGGGUUACCAGGCGUUGCCCAUGGGCGCAGUGUAUUCGGCGUCCAAGGCAGCGUUGAACGCAGUGACCAACUGCAUGCGCAUGGAGAUGAAGCCGUUUGGAAUAAAGGUUGUGCUCGUGGCGCCUGGGCUCAUAAAGACUGAGCUGUUCGGCAAAACCCCUCAGAUCUCCGCCCAGCUGCCGACCACCAGCCCGUAUGCUCCCUGCCAGGCCAACAUUGACAAGAUGGCUAGCCUGCCCCAUGCAACAGCCAUGACUCCCCCGUCCCACCUUGCUUCUCUCAUUGCCAAUGCCUCACUUUCCCCCAACCCUCCGUGGCGCCUUUUUGCUGGAGAGAUGUGGGUUAGCGUGAUGGCGAUGGUGUGGUUUGCCCCUGUGUGGCUCGCCGACUGGGUUUGUUGGGGUGCGGAAUAUGGAAAGGUUCUUCCAGCAGCUGAGAAAAAGAAGAGGAUUGCUGACGUGGGGGAGAAGAAGCAGACUUGA